AUGGCAUGUCGCGGCGUGGAGACAGGCGAGGCGUGGAGGGUUGUUUUUAUGCUCCAUUUUGUGCUGGUGCAGAAUCAGCAGGGCAAGGCGCGGCUAGCCAAGUACUAUGUCCGCUACGACGACGCUGAGAAGAAGCAGCUGCCUGGUGAAGUGUAUCGCAUCGUCGCGCAGCGCAAUCCGCGGUCACAGAGCAAUUUCGUCGAGUUCCGGCACGGUACCAAGAUUGUGUACCAGCGAUACGCGGGCCUGUACUUUUCCGUGUGUGUCGACAUGCACGACAAUGAGCUCAUGUACCUCGAGGCCAUCCACCUGUUUGUCGAGAUCUUGAAUGCCUACUUUACCAACGUGUGCGAGCGAGAUCUCGUGCUCCAUUUCUACAAGGUCUACGCGGUGCUGGACGAAGUGUUCCUCGCGGGCGUCGUGGCCGAUACGAGUGCGGCGCAGGUCUUGCAGCGUCUCGAACUACUGGAUCGUCUUGGUUAG
Molecule: messenger RNA, 483 nt
Organism: Malassezia restricta
Lineage: Eukaryota; Fungi; Basidiomycota; Malasseziomycetes; Malasseziales; Malasseziaceae
Product: AP-2 complex subunit sigma-1
Exons: 1
Coding region: 1-483 (160 amino acids)
Biological process (GO): clathrin-dependent endocytosis; protein transport
Cellular component (GO): intracellular membrane-bounded organelle; AP-2 adaptor complex
Molecular function (GO): clathrin-cargo adaptor activity
Source: RefSeq, a predicted model, not a curated record